Messenger RNA from Stegodyphus dumicola, 819 nucleotides. Its product is annotated as Down syndrome cell adhesion molecule-like protein Dscam2. NCBI's taxonomy places the organism in Eukaryota, Metazoa, Arthropoda, Arachnida, Araneae, Eresidae. The record is from RefSeq and is a predicted model, not a curated record.
CAUAAAAUAUGAUACUUACUUUUUAAAAGAAGUGAGAUUUAUGUAUUUAACGCCUUAUUAUCCAAUAAUCAAUUGAUUCUCGUGCAUGUGUAUAUAGCAAGUGACGCUUCCAAAAUGGCUGCACUAUUAUUUGCUGUAAAGUCGGAUACACUAAAGUACCUUCCUUGGAUCAAUCUUUGCAUAUUUAUGGUGUUAAAUAUUUAUUUUUUUAUUCAGUGUUCAGAAGCAUCAGAUGCUCCAGUUGUAGCACCAUUUAUGUUUCCUCCAGCGCUUAAAGAAGGUGAAAGAGGAAGCGCUAUAUGUACCAUAAAAUCAGGCGAUAGACCCCUAGAUUUCAAAUGGCUCAAAGAUGGAUCUGAAAUUCAAGAAUCCCAAAAUGUUAAGAUUCAGUCUGUGAUGGAUUCUUCAUUUUUAGUAAUAGAAGCAGUCACGUCGCAGAGCUCUGGCAAUUAUACUUGCAUAGUAAAAAAUACUUUCGGAAGUGACCACUUUACCGCAACUUUAAUGGUAUCAGCUCCUCCAAAAUGGGUGAUUCAACCGUUUGAUAUACAGACUCAAGAAGGGAAGACAGAAUCUGUGCCAUGUAAAGCAACAGGAGUGCCAUCUCCAAAAAUAAAAUGGAAAUUUGGUGAACAAAUGGAAACAGAAAUAUCAGAAGACUCUAAUCAAAUGGUUUAUGUUUCGAAGAACGGCUCUUUGGUGUUAAAUAAGGUGGAUUCUUCUAUGAAAGGUUCUUACACAUGUGUAGCUGAUAACAAUUUUGGUGCACCACUGAAGAAAAUUAUCUUUAUAUCAGUUAGUGGUAAGUUAGACAGGUAA